AUCUCUUAAAACCGCUAAAAACCGCAACCACCCGCAUCCGCAAACUCCCGCAACCGCAACCGCAACCGCUGCGGUUAAACCAGUCAGGCCCUUAAUUUUCAAACCGUCACGUAAGCAAAAUUAACAUUCAUAUUAUGUGACAACUCAGCAUGACACAUUUUUAAUUAGUGCAAACUACUAGUUAUAAUUUUUUAAAUCUUUCUCUAUUAAUAUACAUGGGAUAUAUGUGAAUUACGAUCAGAAAGUAUUCGUUUUCGGCGAAUCCAUAUGCUCUUCUUGCAUUAAAACAACAGUUUAAUUUAAGUGAAGGAUUUGUAUCGUACUGUGCCAAACAAAACUAUAAAUUGAACCGGUCCCAGAUGGUUCGGUUAUAAAAAACUAUUGUUCUAAAUGAUUUUUAUUGCAUAAAAAUCUCCGUAUCUCUUUCCACUAACAUGUAACUAUCGUUUAGAUUGUCAGAGAUUAUUAUAGGAUCAGGUUUGAACCUGAAAGGCAACUCAGUAAUAUAGUACACUGUACACCGUAUUUCAUAGUAUAUGUCUCCGUACACAAGUUACAAGCGAUUAUUGAACAUUAGAUUUGACUGAACAUCUCUUUUCAAACUAAAAAAUAUAUAUAAAUACAUAAUUAUAUACUCCAAAACCAAAAAGAAAACCACUAAGUAAUAGCAACAUAUUUAAAUUUUCAAAUAUAUAUAUCGACAGCAGACUUAAUUUGAACAGAAACAAGACAUGAAAUCAUUGCUGAGAGGACAACAAAAGGAUUACGAAACUUUACUAAAAUAAAAAGCUAUUCCUUAGUCAGGAAGUGUUUAGGGAGCACACCUAAUCCCACAAACAUCACAAAAGAGUAAAAGGAGAUAUUAAUAGAAAAAAAAACAAUAACAAAAGUUCAAAACAAUGGAUAUAUAGGAGUUAAAAACUUGGACUGAGAUUCAAAAGUAGAUUUGCAUUCUGACUGCAUUACUUAGAUGAUCUUUUCUUCGAAAUAUCCUAACUUAUGCUUUUAACAUAAUUAAUUAAAUUUCUUGGUAACAAACUAACAAUUAUAUCAGUCUUUUUAGCAAAAAAAAAAACAGUUGUACACUUAUACUACUAGUCUAUAUGUAAUUAUAAAUAAACAAUCGCAAUAGAGUUUAUACCUUACCUUAUAUGCAUUUUAAAACAAAGUAAAAUGAUAUUUCUUUCUCUCUUUUUUGCUCUACUGUGAUUUUUACUCUGAAGAAAAGCACUGACUUUCUCAAAUCGACCAAUUAUUUUUGAUCUUUUAAUAUUAUUUAACGAUUAUAUGCCCAAGGCCCUAAACUCAGCUGUAUUCAAUUGACAUAGUGCUAGUUUAUUUAAAGCAAAAGCCACUUGCUAAACAAAACAAAACAAAGUGUAGAUGCAAUAUAAUUUCCAUUCAAAUAAUUUUUGUUUUAAUACAAAAAAUCAACCUGCUACCACAAAAAAAAAAGAACAAAUAAAUAAUAUGUGACUCAAAAAUGCAUGUAGUUUCCAACACAAAAAGGCACUUAAAACAAGCAAGCCCAAAACCCAUCUCGUUAAGCAAAAGCUCCCUCCUUUAACCAGUCACAAUAUCUUUUUCAAAGUUACAAAACCUUUAUCUUUUUGCUAUUUAACCAAACACCAUCACACAUUCUCAAAAUUUCCUUCAAUUAAACACACAUUUAGUUCUCAUAUCACCAAGAAACUCACAAGACACAUUUAAAGAGUUUCUUCCUUCAUCUUCUUACUUCUUCAACCAUCUAGACAUAAAAAAAACCCAUGUCCAAUCUUCCUUCAACGCCUCAAUCACAACCACCCGAAACCCCUCCAUGGGACACUCCAUCAUCCAGAUGGUUCAGUCCAAUCAGCACACCAUGGAGAACAACACCAAGAAGCAGACAAUCAACUCCAACUCCAACAACACCAAAAGCUCUUACCGAAGUGAUCGUCUCCAAAUCACCUUUGUCUCAGAAAAGCCCUGCAACGCCUUCACAUAACGGUAUAGAGUCGCAGCCUUUAAACGAUACAAUGGUUCCCUUGCGGCUAAGAACAACCCGGACGAAUCCAUGGAUAUGGUGUGGUGCAGCUUUAUGUUUUAUCUUCAGCAUACUUCUAAUAAUCUUUGGUAUUGCUACUUUGGUUCUCUUCCUCGCCCUCAGACCGAGAACCCCCGUUUUCGACGUCUCUAACGCAAAGCUGAACACAAUCUACUUCGAGUCACCGGUGUAUUUCAAUGGUGAUAUGUUGUUGCUGCUGAACUUCACCAACCCGAACAAGAAGCUAGGUGUGAGGUUUGAUCAUCUUUCCGUGGAGCUCUGGUUCUCCGACAAAAAGAUCGCCACGCAAGGUGUCUUGCCGUUUAAGCAAGGAAACGGGAAGACUAGGCUAGAGCCGAUUCGGCUGAUCUCAAAUCUGGUCUUCCUGCCUGUAAAUCACUUAGUGGAGCUCAAAAGGCAGGUCAUGACUAACCAGAUCAACUACGAAAUCAGAAGUUUAUUCAGAGUGAGAGCUGUUCUUGGUAUCAUUCAUUAUUCUUAUUGGCUGCAUGGGAGUUGCCAGCUUCAGUUGGCCAGUCCACCAACCGGCGGUUUAAUUUCUCGGAACUGCACUACAAAAAAAUGGUAACCCACUCACAAGAUGUGAAAACGUAUCAAGAUUCAAUAGACUCUAAGCAAGAAUUGAGAUCUGAGUCUGUUAUAUAUUGUAAAGACAGAUCUAGUAAGUUUGGUUAUCAAAUGAAUCAGAGGGGAUGUUUUUUUGCUACGGCUAAAGAUUAUAAUCCCUGAUUCAUUUAAUUUGCUUCAAGAUUACGGAAAUAUGAUUCCAUAUUUGAUCCACAA
This is a messenger RNA of Brassica rapa (field mustard), 2827 nucleotides long. Its product is annotated as NDR1/HIN1-like protein 10. The record is from RefSeq and is a predicted model, not a curated record. Gene Ontology annotation, cellular component: plasma membrane. Gene Ontology annotation, biological process: defense response to other organism. NCBI's taxonomy places the organism in Eukaryota, Viridiplantae, Streptophyta, Magnoliopsida, Brassicales, Brassicaceae.